AUGGCUUCUCUCAACCCAAUUACUCCAAGGACUAUUGCUAGAAGCAACAUGUUCGUGUUGUUAUUCUCCUUUAACUACGUUCACUGCACGCUAAAUUUACUCAGGAACGCGAUUUCCAAUCGUGGCGGAUCUUCCACUCUUCCUCAGCACAGCCAAGCAAUUCCAGCAUCACAUCCCUCUUCGGCUCUACAGGGUAUAAUUGCCGAUGGAGCUCAACACAAUAUCCAUCAAAGCACAGCUGCUUGCCCGUAUCAUUCUCAAAUCCUCGCACUUCGACUUGCACGUCAUUCGACCGAUGGAAUGAGUGCCCUCGGAAGAUACAUUGAAACCCCGAUUGCAGAGCUCCCGAUGACACUUUGCGCCAACAUUCGCGUGGGGAGUGCGUCAUCCGCUGGCUGUACCUGUGGUCAAAUACCCCAGGAGGUCAUCGACAACCUGACACGAGAAGCUAUCUGCGACCCCGGCAUCACACCUGAAGAUACGACAUCCAAUUUGGUAGCAAGGCCCUAG
Trematosphaeria pertusa is the source of this 510-nucleotide messenger RNA. RefSeq lists its product as uncharacterized. NCBI's taxonomy places the organism in Eukaryota, Fungi, Ascomycota, Dothideomycetes, Pleosporales, Trematosphaeriaceae. Bases 1 to 510 code for a protein of 169 amino acids. The transcript has 2 exons. The record is from RefSeq and is a predicted model, not a curated record.